AUGAAGGCCUUAGAGGUGCCGAAGAAGGUAUUCAAGUUGCCGAAGAAAGUUUUAAAAAUGCUGAAGAAGGUUUUCAAGAUACAGAAGAAGGUUUUCAAGGUACCGAACAAUGCCUUAAAGGUGUCGAAGAUGGUCUUUGAAGUGCCGAAGAAAGUCUUCAAGGUGCCGAAGAAGGACUUCAAGGUGCCAAUGAAGGGGUUCGAGGGGCCGAAGGAGUUCUUCAAGGCUGAGAAAGGUCUUCAAGGCCGAGAAAGGUCUUCAAGAAAGUAUGCAAAGCCGAGGAAGGUCUUCAAGGCCGGGGAAGGUCUUCAAGGUUCCGAAGAAAGUCUUCAAGGUGCCGAAGAAAGUCUUCAAGGUGCCGAAAAAGGUCUUCAAGGUGCCGAAGAAGGUCUUCAAGGUGCCGAAGAAGGUCUUCAAGGUGCCGAAGAAGGUCUUCAAGGUGCCGAAGAAGGUCUUCAAGGUGCCGAAGAAAGUCUUCAAGGUGCCGAAGAAGGUCUUCAAGGUGCCGAAGAAGGUCUUCAAGGUGCCGAAGAAGGUCUUCAAGGUGCCGAAGAAGGUCUUCAAGGUGCCGAAGAAGGUCUUCAAGGUGCCGAAGAAGGUCUUCAAGGUGCCGAAGAAGGUCUUCAAGGUGCCGAAGAAGGUCUUCAAGAUGCCGAAGAAGGUCUUCAAGGUGCCGAAGAAGGUCUUCAAGGUGCCGAAGAAGGUCUUCAAGGUGCCGAAGAAGGUCUUAAAGGUGCCGAGGAAGGUCUUAAAGGUGCCGAGGAAGGUCUUCAAG
Uranotaenia lowii is the source of this 775-nucleotide messenger RNA. RefSeq lists its product as uncharacterized. The annotation marks the transcript as partial. The record is from RefSeq and is a predicted model, not a curated record. Lineage: Eukaryota; Metazoa; Arthropoda; Insecta; Diptera; Culicidae. The transcript has 2 exons.